AUGACCUCACUGCUGUUCCCUAGCAACGCCCACGCUGCGAUGAAGGACCUCUCUUCUUCUGCCUCUCCUCUCACCACCCUGCUCCACUACCCUUCAUCCAAAACUUCCGUCGUGCCCUUCUCCCCGUCCGCCGGUGCCGCCUCCUCGCCCGGGUCGCCCCUGACGUCGGCGCCGCUCUCCAAACCUCAACCUUUCUGCCUCCAGACGGGACCGCACCUCAUCGCCAGCAUGCAGCUCCAGAAGCUCAACUCACACUACCAGAACCUCGCCGGCGCUUCUGCAGGACACCCGACGCCCGGCGGAGCUCAGAGGGGGUUCGGUACUUCGCCUCUGGGAGCCGGAAACCAAAUCUUGGGGCCUUCGGGAGGUCUCGGAGGAGGCGGGAUGGGUGUCGGCAUCAGCAUGGGGAACCAAGGCUCCGGCGCCAAUGGGAUUAUCGACUUUGACCCAGUAGACGAGGAGGUUCUCAUGUCUCUGGUGGUGGAGCUGGGUUUGGACCGAGCCAACGAGCUGCCUGAACUCUGGCUGGGUCAGAACGAGUUUGACUUCAUGUCAGAUGUGCCGGCCGGUUGCUGACCUACGAGAGGAAGAAAAUACCGAUAUUCGUUGGAAUCGAUUGACGAAGAGAGAGAAAACUUUAUCUCUUGUCUUGUUUUUCUCUUUCCCUCCCUUUCUUGGUUGAUAAAACGAGGAAACAGAAGAGACACUGAGUUAUCGAGAGGCCGAGUUAUUAGAGGUGUACUUUUGUUUCUCGUUGGCUUUCAUACUUUCUACGGGCAAAGAGACUCGUCAAAGAAAAGGCUUGCUUUUGAUUUUUUCUCUUUUUAUAACGGAGUCUUGCGGAAAGAGAGAGAGAGCGAGAGAGCAUGAAAUCUUUUUGUUUUUUUCAU
Messenger RNA from Scomber japonicus (chub mackerel), 890 nucleotides. RefSeq names its product Cbp/p300-interacting transactivator, with Glu/Asp-rich carboxy-terminal domain, 1 (gene cited1). The coding region runs from base 1 to 576 and encodes 191 amino acids. NCBI's taxonomy places the organism in Eukaryota, Metazoa, Chordata, Actinopteri, Scombriformes, Scombridae. The record is from RefSeq and is a predicted model, not a curated record. Gene Ontology annotation, biological process: regulation of DNA-templated transcription. Gene Ontology annotation, cellular component: nucleus. The transcript has a single exon.